UAAUCCAUGUUAAUUUUAUUUAAAUAUAUUCAUAUGUAAUUUUUGUUUAUAUUUAUUUUCACCUAUAUGAAAGUAUAAUGCAAAUUGUACACAUUAAAUGAUGGAUAAACAUACAUUAUGUAUCAUUCACUCCUGCAUGAUUUCAACCAAUAGGAAAAAUUAUUUCAAUGGAGAGUGGAGAGUAUGGCAUUGGAAUUAUCAAUACUUAUCAACUGCGCCCCAAUAUAGAGGGAUGAUAAAAAAUAAAGGAUUUAUAACCCCCGCUGACGAGGGGUCUAUCUUAUUAAGACCACGGUCCAUGAACGGGUUAUAACGCAAUCAUGCGAGACGUGCGGUUAUGCGAGUUACACCACGUCCGAGUCUUUUGUUGUUCACUUACACCGUGGUCAUAUUAAUUUGACUCUAUUCCAGUCCAACGCUCCUUGUUCAUCAAAAAUGUCACUGAAAAGUAGAGGUUUUACCUUGGGACCUUUGUUCCGCAGCAGUCCCAGCUAGGUGUGGCUCAGCUGAGUCACACGUGGUCAGAGUUGACGGUUGAUUGAAUACUGUUCGAGCGAUGUCAUGGCAUGUUUCGCUUGGGUGACAGUGUAUUAUCUCAGACAUAGCUAGGUCAUUCUCUAGGACUCCACGUGCAGUAAUAACGUAUACAUUCGCCGGAGCUACAAAAACUCAAUAUACCUAUAGUGACGGCAGGUGUGAAUUAAAGCAUUGCGUCUUUGACAUCGCUUUGUACAGGACCAGAAUAUAGAGGGCGAUGAAGAUCUGCAAAUUCGUAUUCUUGUUUAUUGUUGUCUCUGUGAUAGUUCUGUGGGUGCCAUAUACGGCACGCUUUCGUUUCCCAGAGACGGUGAUUGGCAGAUUUCUGGUAUCAAGUAGCACAGGUCCAAAUGAUUCUCCAGUAAGGACAGAACAGCCACAGUUUGUCUAUCUCGUCCAAGGCGCAUCAAGACACCCUAUUCCCGGUCUCAACGCCACACCGAAUAGAGAAAUCAUAUGGCUGACGUACAGAGACAAAACAGGCGACAUCUAUUUUCCAAAGAGCACACACACCGAAGGUCGUAACCGUUUGCUCCUAGAAGCAAUUGACCGUGCAUCUAAGAGAAAGGAAGGUGGCUUCUUGUACUACGUAUUUUUGGAUGAUGAUUUGUUGCUAAGUAAUGAGAAUGAUGAGAAAUGGUGGUGGCGCAAAGAUUUACCAAGCAACCCAUUUGAUCGAUUUGAACUGUUUUUACUCGAUUUCCAACCGGCAGUUGGGUUUCCAAGUUUUGGUAUUAAUAUUCACGAUGCUCCAGCCCCAGUUGGGGUGAUAUACAACUUCGAUGCUAUUUUCAACGGGUUCCAUCGCCACACAAUUUCCUUCAUGUUGCCAUACAUUACCGAUUUAGAUCACAUAUCAUGGUGGUUUGCUCAGUGGUUUGUCAUUCACAUGUCUGCGAUGUUCUAUAAUUCAAAUCGUGUCUUUUGCAACGCAGUGCACGUAAACAACUCAAGAUAUCACGGGGACAAUAAGUUGAAGGGGGCCUACACCGAUUCUGGCGAUUUCCGUGUACCGCGUGAUUAUUUACGCACAUGGAUAGACAAGAACAACAAAGUUAAAACCGCCAACGGGGAAAAUAUUAACUUGCUUCGGACCUUUAAGAGACAGGCUUUGUAUUUGAACAUUCCAGGAAAUGCCAGCAGAAAAAACAGUAUGGAAUACAGGGUUUCUACAAAGUUUAUAACCACUGCAUUCGAUAAGUCCCACCCGGGCAUUCAAAAGAUUUUGCGCUGGAGAAAUUUACCAAAAGUAAGGAAUAUCCUCUAUGGGAGUGAGAAGGAUGAACCUGACUUCUUUCCAGAUGUUUUCCCCUUGCACUAACUCAUUUCUUACCGCGUGUUCUUCGUAUUGUACAAGGAAAACAGUUAGUAGUCACAUUCACUGCUGAAC
Molecule: messenger RNA, 1927 nt
Organism: Lingula anatina
Lineage: Eukaryota; Metazoa; Brachiopoda; Lingulata; Lingulida; Lingulidae
Product: amblin-like
Molecular function (GO): serine-type endopeptidase inhibitor activity
Source: RefSeq, a predicted model, not a curated record